CGAAACGUUGAUGAAUAAAGUUUCCCCGUGAUGAGACGUCCAAAGAGCGAAGAAGAAGGAAACGCAGCAGAGGACAGACAACACAUUUAUGCGUUGGAGUGAAGCGUCUGCAUGAUGAAUCGUCCGCAGAAUCCUGAAGAAGGUGAAAACCCAAGCAGAACCUCCAAGCCGCCAGCAGGGGGAGCAGUUCUGCUGAUUCUGGGAUCUCUGCUGGCUGUGACUUUUGUCAUCAUCUACAGACUUUCGUUUGUUGUUGUGCAUAACAGAGAAAGUUUCCAAACCCUGGAGGAGGAGAAUGAAGCUCUGAGGAGAAAUAUCUCAGAGUUAAAAUCCACAGAGCAGCCAACAUGUCCACCAUGUCUUCCAACUCCUGAAGAACAAAAUCUGUUUGAAGAGGAGAGAUGGCUGAAGAAAAUACCAGAAUGGGAGAAAUAUCGAGGAAGCUUUUAUUAUUUCUCCAGCACUAAAUCCUCCUGGAAUGACAGCAGACGCUCCUGCAUGGAUCUGGGAUCAGACCUGGUGAAGAUCGACAGCAGAGAGGAGCAGACGUUCCUGGAGAUUAGAUUGAGACCGAUGAUGAAAAACGAUCUAGAGAAGUUCUGGAUCGGACUGAUGGACUCAGAGGAAGAAGGCAGAUGGUUCUGGGUUGAUGGAUCUCCUCUAAAUAAAAGUUUGAGUUUUUGGAUGCCCUGGGAGCCUGAUGACAUGAAAGCAGACGAUCCAUCUGGAGAGGAUUGUGGAGGGAUGGGGAAGAAAGGAGGAGCUGAUGAUCUGACAUGUUGGUUUGAUCAGUUCUGUGGUCUUCAACGGCGAAGCAUCUGUGAGAAACCAGACCUUCCCACAACCGAGUCUCCUUUUGAUGACUGAUUACUGUCUCACUGAAACAAAGUAUUAGUAUCUGUCGCCCGCUUUUGUCAACUUUAAAACUUGCUUUUAGAACAAAAAAUAAUUUUCUAUAAAAAUGUAAUCUGAUCUUUAUUCUUCCUCUUCCCAUCAUCAGCUCCUUAUUCUUUAUUCAGAAGAAGCAGCUGAAAGAAACUAUCACUAUUAUUGAUUAUGCAGAUUAUUAUGACUACAAUUCCACUGAAACUGAGUUAUAGUUUUAAAAGACAACAGCCAGAUGGGAAAAAUAACUUUA
Messenger RNA from Poeciliopsis prolifica (blackstripe livebearer), 1138 nucleotides. Its product is annotated as C-type lectin domain family 4 member E-like. Lineage: Eukaryota; Metazoa; Chordata; Actinopteri; Cyprinodontiformes; Poeciliidae. The record is from RefSeq and is a predicted model, not a curated record. The transcript has 10 exons. The coding region runs from base 112 to 867 and encodes 251 amino acids.